AUGUACGAUCGGCAAGAUUUCAUUGCCGUGCCGCCUCUGUCCAGCAGCCUUACUUUGGGCAUGUCGCCUGCCAAGACGGCCGUCACCGUGCCCUUUGCCCACAAGACAGCCAGUUUCGGGGUUUCGAACGUUCUGGAUCUCGGCUCUGGUAAGGGCUAUCUGGCCCGAAUUCUCGCCAACGGGUUUGGUCUAAAGGUGUGCUGUGUCGACCACAACAAGGACCGGAUCAAAUCCAGUCUGCGCAUUCACAGCCUCAUACAACAGGAACAGGUGUUGCAGACCAGUCUGGGGCCCUCUGGCAACUUGCACGCCGUCGCAGCUCCCAUUGAGGAAUGGGAGAACUUCAUCGAUGAGGCUACGAGCUUUUUCAGACGCAAGACCAGGCUCGGCGAGAAAGAGUUGGACGUCGCCGUGGUGGGCCUCCAGCUGUGUGGUGACAUGGUGUACAGAGUUAUAGACCUGGUCUCAGGUUGCAACCGGGCGGGGAUUCGGCUCUGCGCGUUUUUGGUGAGCCCCUGCUGCUUGCACAAAGUUGUUUCGCUGAGGUCCAAAGCGUUCCGGGCCAGUGAGGUUUGCGUAGAGAACAUAUACAAAGAUAUCCAGGAAUAUCUGGUGGAAAGGGGAUUUCGAAAUGUGCAUUUAGGCUAUCUGAACAUAGGCUACUACUACAUCGAGGCCACAAGAUAG
This is a messenger RNA of Ogataea haglerorum, 687 nucleotides long. RefSeq lists its product as uncharacterized. NCBI's taxonomy places the organism in Eukaryota, Fungi, Ascomycota, Pichiomycetes, Pichiales, Pichiaceae. Bases 1 to 687 code for a protein of 228 amino acids. The record is from RefSeq and is a predicted model, not a curated record. The transcript has a single exon.